UGUCUGCAAUACAAAAGUUUUCAACUCACAAGCUUAACCUGCAGCUCAAGACUUACAAAUUCUUAACUGCAGCCCAGUUAACAGCAAAGCAGCGACAGCAACAGCAACAACAAUAAUCAUAACAACAAACAUACACCAGACAGACAUCAUCAUCGUUGGAAAUAGACCUCGUGUCAUUCCAAAAGACGCACAUGGGCGUCUGCACCGAGGAGCGCCCUGUGAUGCAUUGGCAGCAGAGCGCAAGAUUUCUUGGGCCCGGCGCAAGGGAGAAAAGUCCAACACCACCUGUAGCACAUCAAGGGAGCAAUCAAUGCGGCAGUGCUGCAGGUGCAAAUAACAAUCAUCCAUUGUUUCGCUCCACUUGCUCCACAACCUCGUGUCCAGAUAUUUGUGAUCACAGUACAAAGCCAUUUGGCAAUGCAUACGCCAGCGAGUCAUUUAGAAGCUAUGAGACCGCCGAUCGCGCUACCUUCGAGGACUCCACGGCCAAGUUCUCGAUUAGCCGCAGUCGCACGGAUUGCACGGAGGUCAGCGAUGAGACCACAUCGGGCAUAUCAUUCAAAACGGAACCCUUCGGACCGCCCAGCAGCCCCGAGUCCACUAACGAUAGCAAACUAAAUCGCAAUCCAGACGAUUGCGCUGGCUGUGGCCGACAAAUACAGGAUCGCUUCUACCUCUCCGCAGUGGAAAAACGCUGGCAUGCCAGCUGCUUGCAGUGCUAUGCAUGUCGUCAGCCGCUGGAACGGGAAUCCUCAUGUUACUCACGUGAUGGCAACAUUUAUUGCAAAAACGAUUAUUAUAGUUUUUUUGGUACUCGACGCUGUUCCCGCUGCCUGGCCUCCAUAAGCUCCAACGAGCUGGUCAUGCGCGCCCGCAACCUGGUCUUUCAUGUCAACUGCUUUUGUUGCACGGUCUGCCACACGCCGCUCACCAAGGGAGAUCAGUAUGGCAUACUGGAUGCGCACAUCUACUGCAGAACUCACUAUAGCAUAGCGCGAGAGGGAGAUGCUGCCACAUCGAGCAUGAGUGCCACAUAUCCGUACAGCACGCAGUUUGGUUCACCGCACAAUGACUCGUCGAGCCCGCACUCGGACCCCAGUCGUAGUAUUGUUCCUACGGGCAUCUAUGUGCCCACCACACAUGUCAUCACCGGACUGCCGCAGCCGGCGCGUCAAAAGGGCAGACCGCGCAAGCGCAAACCCAAGGAUAUUGAGGCGUUCACAGCGAAUAUAGAUCUCAACACGGAAUAUGUGGACUUUGGGCGUGGCUCGCAUAUGAGCGCCUCGUCGCGCACCAAACGCAUGCGUACCUCGUUCAAGCAUCACCAGCUGCGCACCAUGAAAUCCUAUUUUGCAAUCAAUCACAAUCCCGAUGCAAAGGAUCUAAAGCAAUUGUCACAGAAAACGGGUUUACCAAAGAGAGUGCUGCAGGUUUGGUUUCAAAAUGCACGCGCCAAGUGGCGUCGCAUGAUGAUGAAGCAGGAUGGCAGCGGCAUGCUGGAGAAAGGCGAUGGCACGCUGGAUCUGGACAGCAUUUCGGUGCAUAGUCCCAGCUCGUUUAUGAUGGGCGGCUCCAAUAGCACGCCGCCGCAUAACAUGGACUAACAGCUGGAGCGCAGCUCAGAGCGCAACGCAGCAGCAGCAGCAGCAGCCACCGCCUAUGCCAUUGAGUUGCAAUUGCAGUUGCAGUCACAUGGCAAUGCCACGCUGCUGGCGUUGGCCGACCUGUUGCAUGGCAGUGACGUUUAGCUUAAGAAUUCAAUUGCAAAUACUCGAACAGCAACUCCUUGCCAGGACACACACACUUGAGACUAUUACAAAGUCUUUUCACACUGCGUUUCAGCGGGUCCACACACGCACACACACUACCAAGGCUUAGUUUAGUUCAAACAGCUUUUAGCACUCUCUUAGGCCCAAUUAUCGGUUCAUGGCUCAGUAGUUGCAACGACUCUCUAAGCAUGUUGUUUCUAUAUAUAAAACUAUCGUUCAUUUGUAAAUAUGUAU
This is a messenger RNA of Drosophila busckii, 2003 nucleotides long. RefSeq names its product protein apterous. The transcript is spliced from 8 exons. Gene Ontology annotation, molecular function: DNA-binding transcription factor activity, RNA polymerase II-specific; RNA polymerase II transcription regulatory region sequence-specific DNA binding. Bases 192 to 1604 code for a protein of 470 amino acids. Gene Ontology annotation, cellular component: nucleus. Lineage: Eukaryota; Metazoa; Arthropoda; Insecta; Diptera; Drosophilidae. Gene Ontology annotation, biological process: neuron differentiation; regulation of transcription by RNA polymerase II. The record is from RefSeq and is a predicted model, not a curated record.